Messenger RNA from Aspergillus terreus NIH2624, 978 nucleotides. RefSeq names its product MBL fold metallo-hydrolase. NCBI's taxonomy places the organism in Eukaryota, Fungi, Ascomycota, Eurotiomycetes, Eurotiales, Aspergillaceae. The coding region runs from base 1 to 978 and encodes 325 amino acids. The transcript has a single exon. The record is from RefSeq and is a predicted model, not a curated record.
AUGUCGAAUACUACAACAGUCACCGUCCAUGCUCUGGACGCAGGCUCACUAACCCUCCCCGAGCGACUCUUCGUCACUCCAGUCGACGACGCGGGCGCUAGAAAGGCCGUUCCGUCACUUUCCUUCCUUAUCCAACAUACCUCACCGAUCGACGGAACAACGACUUGCCUGGUCUUUGACCUAGGCAUACGACGGGACCCCUCUCUGUACAGCGAACCUAUCCGCAAGCAUGCGCUCACAAGACAGCCUCUCUAUGGCCAUCCAGACGUUGUCACGUCGCUAGCACGGGGUGGACUGCACCCAUCGGACGUUGACCUGGUGAUACUAUCCCACGUCCACUGGGACCACGUUGGGAUGCCGAGUGAUUUUGCCGACUCCCAUUUUGUCGUCGGAAACGGGGCACUCGAUUUACUGAGUGGGAAGGUCAAGAUUGGCAACGGCAGUCACAGCCACUUCGAAGCCGAUCUUCUCCCGUCAAACCGGACAAUCGAGCUACCUGCCCCUGUUCGUGGAGUGGCAUGUCACGGGAAUGGUGACCAGAGCGCACAGCUUUCAUGUAGAUUCCCUCAUCUAAACUUCAACACCUGGGUCCCGCUACUGCACUUCUCUCACGCUAUUGACCUAUUUGCCGAUCAAAGCGUCUACAUAGUCAACGCACCUGGCCACCUCCCGGGCCACAUCAACCUCCUGUGUCGUGUCGGCGGUGAUCGCUACGUAUAUCUGGCCGGUGAUGCUUGUCACGACCGGCGGCUGUUGACCGGAGAGAAGGCGAUUGCGGAAUGGGACGACCCAACUGUUGCAGGUCGCACAUGCUGUAUACAUGCGGACCGCGGCAUGGCGAUGGACACCAUUCGUGACAUCCGCAGGUUAGAGAAGGGAGAGACAGAGCUCGGGCCGGUAGAGACGGUGUUCGCACAUGACGACCAGUGGGCGCUGAAGGCCAGGGAGAAGGGGCGUUACUUUCCGGGGAGUCUUUAG